Polistes dominula (European paper wasp) is the source of this 2091-nucleotide messenger RNA. RefSeq names its product prolyl 4-hydroxylase subunit alpha-1 (gene PH4alphaEFB). The record is from RefSeq and is a predicted model, not a curated record. Gene Ontology annotation, cellular component: endoplasmic reticulum. Gene Ontology annotation, biological process: peptidyl-proline hydroxylation to 4-hydroxy-L-proline. Lineage: Eukaryota; Metazoa; Arthropoda; Insecta; Hymenoptera; Vespidae. Gene Ontology annotation, molecular function: procollagen-proline 4-dioxygenase activity; L-ascorbic acid binding; iron ion binding.
AUCCGUUUUCGGUUUCGCGCUCAGUCGGCUGCCGGAGUUCGUACAGCGUGUUCUAUCAUCUGGCAUCUUUUUAUAGUGCAGUUCCCGAUUGGUUGGUUUGAGCUGCUAUCAAACACGUCAACUUUGUUUUCCUGUUUGGUGUUUUUAUGAGACUGUCAAAGAUGACGAGACUCGGAGGGAUGCUGAUUAUUGUGGAAGCUAUGUUGAUGACAACACUUUUUAUCAGUGCAACAGCUGAACUUUAUACGGCAUUGGCGGACAUGGAAGAACUUUUAGAAACCGAAUCGGUACUCAUUGACACUCUUAAUGGAUUCAUUAAAGCUCAGGAACAACGAUUGGCUACUCUUAGAAAGAACGUCGAGGAUUAUAUGAGAGAACACGAACAAGCUUCAAGAAACAUACAACAAUACUUGUCCAAUCCUAUAAAUGCUUACCUGUUGGUCAAGAGACUAACCACAGACUGGAAAAGGGUUGAAGAACUCAUAACCGAAGACGUUGGCAAGUCAUUCGUAGCAAACAUCACGAAUUCGAGAAGCGACCUUAAGUUCCCAACGGACGAGGACCUCAAUGGAGCUGCAGUAGCUCUUAUGAGAUUGCAGGAUACCUACAAACUCGAGACUGCUCAAGUAGCCAGAGGUGUUCUCAAUGGAGUCCAAUACAGUACCGGUUUAAGUGCAAGUGAUUGUUUCGAACUGGGACGGCAAUCUUAUCAUAAUAAAGAUUACUAUCACACCGUACUAUGGAUGCAAGAAGCUAUGGACCAUCUGCAAGAAGAAGAGAAUGCAACUUCUACUUCGAAACCCGACAUUCUCGAAUAUUUGGCUUUUUCGACGUAUAUGCAAGGUAAUGUUGCACGUGCUCUCAGCAUGACAAAUGAACUUUUGGAAUUAGUACCAACUCACGAAAGGGCACUUGGUAAUCGUGCUUAUUAUCAAAAAGAAAUUCAAAGUAAAGCGAAUCUUAUGAAAAAGAAACGUGGAGAGGAUGGACGAGAUGAUACAGCAAUACCGGAACAGAACUUUACUGUUACCGAGGAAAAGGUUAAAACUUGGGAAGAAAUGACAGAGAGGGAAAGAUACGAGAUGUUAUGCCGCGGUGAAGUUUCCAUUCCACCGGAAAUACAGAAGGAUCUAAAGUGUCGUUACGUCGAUCGAGGAAUUCCUUUCCUUAAAAUAGCCCCGUUCAAGGAAGAGGAAGCUUAUCUUGAUCCUAGGAUUGUCGUUUAUCAUAACGUCAUUUAUGACGAAGAAAUUGAAACGAUCAAAAGAAUGGCUCAACCCAGGUUUAAACGUGCCACCGUCCAAAAUUACAAAACUGGUGCACUUGAAAUUGCCAAUUACAGAAUAAGCAAAAGUGCGUGGCUUCAGGAACACGAGCAUAAGCACGUAGCAGCUGUGAGCAAACGUGUCGAGCACAUGACCAGUUUGACCGUGGAUACUGCAGAAGAGUUACAAGUUGUAAACUAUGGUAUCGGUGGUCAUUACGAGCCUCAUUUUGAUUUUGCUAGGAAAGAAGAAACUAAUGCUUUCAAGAGUUUAGGAACUGGAAAUCGUAUUGCCACAGUUUUAUAUUACAUGAGCGAUGUAGAGCAAGGAGGUGGUACCGUGUUUACGGCUAUUAAUAUAUCCCUUUGGCCUAGAAAAGGUAGUGCUGCAUUUUGGUACAAUUUGAAACCAAACGGAGAGGGUGAUUUCAAAACAAGACACGCAGCUUGUCCAGUACUUACAGGAUCGAAAUGGGUUGCUAACAAGUGGCUUCACGAAAGAGGACAGGAACUUCUUAGGCCUUGCACCUUAGAAAAUCAAUCAACAGAUGAAGCUGACGUUAGGCAUUGAAAAAAAUUCCAUGAAGCAUGCGAUUAAAUUGAUUCGUUAAUGUUAUUUCAAACGAUCUAAUGAAAUAUUUUUAAAUUAUUCGCAAAAUAACAAUGACCAGAAACGAACAAUUUCUCGUCGCAGUUUAAUUAACUACUUUUGCUCGAUUUUAUGCUAAAGUUACGAAAAAACGACACGUGGCUAUUAUUAAAAAGCUAAAAGAAUUCAUCUCUUGCAAAAAUAAUUGCAAUAAUAAUUCAUCGUCUAGAAAAGAUAA